Molecule: messenger RNA, 895 nt
Organism: Coprinopsis cinerea okayama7#130
Lineage: Eukaryota; Fungi; Basidiomycota; Agaricomycetes; Agaricales; Psathyrellaceae
Product: fatty acid elongase
Exons: 8
Coding region: 17-895 (292 amino acids)
Biological process (GO): sphingolipid biosynthetic process; fatty acid elongation, polyunsaturated fatty acid; very long-chain fatty acid biosynthetic process
Cellular component (GO): endoplasmic reticulum membrane
Molecular function (GO): fatty acid elongase activity
Source: RefSeq, a predicted model, not a curated record
CUUUCCUUUCGACGCCAUGGCUCGUCUAGCAGACCUCAUUCUGUCGGCAGUGCCAUAUCGCCUCCCCGAGCACUACUAUGUCUAUACUCCAGGCGUCACUCCUUUGUCCACCGACGCUGUCGUCGUCGCAGCGCUCGUCACCUACCUUGCAACGAUUUUCGGAAUUCAGGCCGUCAUGAAGAACCAGCAACCCCUCAAGCUGACCACCCUCUUUCAAAUCCAUAAUGUCAUCCUCAGCUCAGGGAGCUUGCUCCUCUUGGUUCUCAUGCUCGAAGAGAUCAUCCCAAUCUGGUGGAACAACGGUUUCCACUACGCACUCUGCCACGAGAAUGCAUGGACUCCACGCCUCGAGUUCUACUAUAUGGUCAACUAUUGCUUCAAAUACCUCGAAUUUAUAGACACCAUCUUCCUUGCUCUCAAGAAAAAGCCCCUCCAAUUCCUGCAUGUUUUCCAUCAUUCGGCCACCGCUUUGUUGUGCUAUACUCAGUUGAACGGAAAGACUAGCAUCUCUUGGGCCGUCAUCGUUCUCAACCUCGCUGUUCAUGUUGUUAUGUACUAUUACUAUUAUGCAACUGCCGGUGGACGUCGGUUCUGGUGGAAGAAAUACCUAACCACCAUGCAAAUCGCUCAAUUCGUCAUUGAUAUCUCCCUCGUCUACUUUGGCACCUACGAACACUUCGCAGCUACCCGCUGGCCACACCUUCCCCACAUCGCCAACUGCUCUGGAUCGGAGGGUGCUGCCUUGUUUGGUUGCGCUCUAUUGACAAGCUACCUUGGACUUUUCAUCAACUUCUACUUCAACACGUACAAGAAGCCAGCACAGAAGAAAUCAGCAGCUAAUGGAUCGGCUAAUGGUCAUGCUAAUGGGCUUGCUAAUGGGCAUAAAAAGGAUUGA